GAACCAAAAAUCUUGGGUUUUGGAAGUGACUUCCUUUUCACAUGGACACUAUUGGUAUUAGAUUUGGAGCAACACAAUUAGAUACACACACCAUCUCUUACUUAUUAUUACCAUCAUUAGGGUUUCUUUUUCACACACAAUAGAGAAACCCAUGUCAGGUGUCUGCCAAGAUUUCAAAUUUCCAACAACUAUGGUAGGUCAACUGCUAAUGCAACGUUGACAUUUUCCCAGGCAUGUUUCCUUAAAUGCUAUGCUUUGCUUAUCAUUGCUUCUUUUCCACAAUGUAUGAGUUGGGUUUAUUCCCAAAGCAAGCAAAGAUAGUAACUUUGUACAAAACCACCACAUGGGUGCCACUCUCUCCCAUGAUUCCAACCUCAAAAUCUAGACAUGGCCUAAUUUGAAUUUGGGGUACCAUAUUCUGAAAAUGUAUAGGGUUCACUCUCAAAUCCCUCACCCUAUUCCUGCUCCAUAUUCUUCUUAUGACACUUCUUCUUCAUAUUCCCCCUCAGGCUCUUAUGUCUCUAACUACAUAAAACAUUCAGCUCCAUCUCCAACUUAUGGUUCAUCAGGGAAUAGAAUAAGCCCUGCAAUUCUUUUCAUCAUAGUAAUUUUAGCAGUGGUGUUUUUCAUCUUGGGUCUCCUUCACUUGCUUGUUAGAUUUCUCAUAAAGCACGGGUCUUCUUCAUCAAUUUCCCAAUCAAAUAGAUACCCUGACAUGUCUGAAUCAGAUGCUUACCAGAGACAGUUACAACAGCUCUUCCAUCUCCAUGAUGCAGGCCUGGAUCAGGCCUUCAUAGAUGCUCUCCCUGUCUUCUUUUACAAAGAGAUAAUAGGCUUGAAGGAGCCUUUUGAUUGUGCUGUUUGCCUAUGUGAGUUUUUGGAGCAAGACAAGCUGAGGUUGCUUCCCAUGUGUAACCAUGCUUUUCACAUUGAAUGCAUAGACACAUGGUUGCUGUCCAAUUCAACUUGCCCUCUCUGUAGAGGGACUCUCUAUUCACCAGGCUUUGCCUUUGAGAACUCAACUUUUGACCUUGAAAGUCAAUGUGAGGAAGAUGGGGUUUCAGGCAGUGGUGGAGGUGCUGUUGCUUCUGUUAACAAGACAGUAGAAAGUCACAUAGUGAGUGGGAAAAGAGUGUUUUCUGUUAGGCUUGGAAAAUUUAGAAGCACUAGUAAUGGAGAUGGAGUGGAGAGAGGUGAAGGAGAGAGUAGUAGUGGUAAUUUGGAUGUCAGGAGAUGCUAUUCAAUGGGGUCUUUUCAGUAUGUGGUGGCAGAUUCAGAUCUGAGAGUGGCUUUAGGCCCUUGUAGUAGAGGUGAUGGAGGCAGCAGUAUGAGACAAUUCAAGGGAAGAGGAGCCACAAAUGGAAGUUCUUUCAUUGAUGGGGAUGUUGAGGGAAAGAAAAUCAGCAUUGCAAGGAGAGGUGAAAGCUUUUCUGUUUCCAAGAUCUGGCAAUGGUCUAGAAAAGAUAAGUUGACAAGUUCAUCAGAUGUUGAUUUCCAUAAUUCUGCUGUCACUUCAACUUUGCCAUGGAUGAAUAAAGACAGAGGUACUUGAUACAUGAAGCUAGAUUGUAUUCUGUAUUUUAACUAAUUUCAUAUUUUCGAUGAAGGAAUCCAUUUGUUGAGCUCCUCCUGCUUACUCUCACACUUUGAUUUUACAUUUUUUAUUCGUAGUGAUAGAACUUGUAAAUUGUGCCAUAAACAUAAUCAGGCAAUGCUCUUUGAACUAGAAUCAAUCUUGAGUGUGUAAGGAAUUAACUCCCAAUUCUAUUUUGUGUGUUGUAGUGUGUUUCUAUCAUUAUUUUGUCACAAAUUUAGUUUUUCACAUUACGGUUUUUACAGUACCCUUACUUACACUGUCUUUUAUAGUAAAAAAGAGGGG
Molecule: messenger RNA, 1879 nt
Organism: Cajanus cajan (pigeon pea)
Lineage: Eukaryota; Viridiplantae; Streptophyta; Magnoliopsida; Fabales; Fabaceae
Source: RefSeq, a predicted model, not a curated record